Aphanomyces astaci is the source of this 1161-nucleotide messenger RNA. RefSeq lists its product as hypothetical. Gene Ontology annotation, molecular function: zinc ion binding; nucleic acid binding. NCBI's taxonomy places the organism in Eukaryota, Oomycota, Saprolegniomycetes, Saprolegniales, Verrucalvaceae. Bases 1 to 1161 code for a protein of 386 amino acids. The transcript has a single exon. The record is from RefSeq and is a predicted model, not a curated record.
AUGUCCUCCACCAACACCGGAGCGCAUCAGGCGGCCCUCGCGCUUUUGCGUCGUGGUUUUGGCGACAACGAUACCGCGCUACUCCUUGGCGGGAUGACUCCCGAUAACCAAACACGCAUUGUGGAAGGCAUCGUUAACAUGAUCGAACUCUCGGUCGCCGAAGCUACGGCCGCCCAGAAGACAUUGAAGGAACAAGUCACUCAAGUGUCUUCGCACGGAAGAAACCUUGAAGAUUCUCUCCGCGUCGCUCGCGAGAAAUUCGCGAUCUUAGAAGAGCAAGCUUCCACCAUGACGAGACAUGGUCGCACCCUCCAAGAUUCUCUGCGCAUCGCCCACGAUGAGAUUACGCGCCUCACGCGCGCUUUAGAGUCGGAUACCCCAUCGACUUCUCGUCUGAAGUCGAUCAAGCUGGAUGUUGCCAAAUUCGGCGGAGGGGAGUCCGACAAACUCCCCCGCUGGCUUUUACAAGUCAGCACUGCUGCUGACGCCCAGCGUAUCCCCGACGACGCCACCACCGUGGCUUUCGCGAUGUCGCACUUGAAGGGUCUUGCGGAAGGUUGGGCGUUCUCCAAACGCUUGACGGACCGCCAUUGCUUCCCGUCCUUCUCGGUUUUUGUGACCGAACUGAAGGCAAUGUUCCUGCCGCCCAACAGCGAUUUUCGUUAUCGCUCGCAGUAUCUGGCAUGCAAGCAAGGGAAACGUUCCCUCCAAGAGUUCAUCCAUGACCUUCGCUUCUUGGCAGCGAAUAUUAACGACGAAGAAUCACUCUCGGAGGCCCUGCGUGUGACCGUUUUCAUGGACGGUCUCAACCAAGGCCCAGCGCGCACCCAGCUUUUUCGCGCCUACCCGGACACCUUCGAAGAAGCCGACCGAAUCGCGCAUUCGGAAUCAUUUUCCUCCUCCUUCGCGCACGCACGCGCGGCAUCCUCGGACAUGGAUGUCUCCAUGCUCACCCAGGCAUCGGACGACCGCAAGUGUUUCAAUUGCGGUCGCCAUGGACACUUUUCCCGCGCAUGUCCGGCACCUCGCCGUGUGGCUCGCACUGUUCCUCCCGUGCCGCGCCAAAUACCCACUCGCGUCAUCCUCCAAGCAGCCCACCUAACCGCUUCAAUCGCGAACGCUAUGGCACCUCGCGCCCGCCUUUCCGCCCUCCAGGCUUGA